AUGAAUAGCAGUAGUUACAGCUAUCACAGCAGUGAUUCACUGUUCAGCAACAGUACCGGUGCUCGAACCAGCACCGACUCGAAUGAGAAUUUCCUUUCAGUUAAUUGUGGCCCUACAUUGGUUAAAUCUUGUAUAAGCUUUGGUAAUGGCGCCUUAAAUGGAACUAGGCUGGAGAUGCUACAGCAAAUUGCAAACCGAAUCCAGCGGGACAGCCUGAGCUGUGAGGACAAGCUGAUCCUUGCCCGGAACGCUCUGCAGGCUGAUGCCAAGCGUUUAGAAUCAGGACUCCAGUUCCAGAAUGAGGCAGAGAUAGCCGGGUAUCUUCUUGAAUCUGAGAAUAUGCUCCGUCAGCAAGUGAUUGAUGCCCAAAUUCUUAUCGAUGGAAAAUACUAUCAGGCAGACCAGCUUGUGCAGAGGGUUGCAAAACUUCGUGAUGACCUGUUAGCUAUAAGGACUGAAUGUUCUUCCUUGUACAACAAGGGGCACGCGCUGACGACGGAGCAGACAAAGCUGAUGAUAUCGGGAAUAACCGAAAGCUUAAACUCGGGAUUUACAACAAGCCUAACCCCAGAAUUAAGUGCUGCAAUGACCCAAGGUUUCACACCUUCUUUGACUUCCUCCAGUUUGACAUCUGGCCUUUCGCCGGGUCUUACCUCCAGACUGACACCAGCCAUCACUCCUGCCUAUACACCAGGCCUCCCGUCACCACGGUUAAUUCAAAGCUACAUGACAGGAGUAGAUGGUGGGAGUCUGCAAACACUCAAACUGACACAAAUCAGAAAACCUCUGAUGAAAUCAGCUUUUGUGGACCAGAAUUUAACAGAAGAAGAAGUCAACAUGAAAUUUGUCCAGGAUCUAUUAAGCUGGGUGGAAGAAAUGCAGGUGCAACUUGAUCGAGCAGAAUGGGGUUCAGAUUUGCCAAGUGUUGAAAGCCAUUUAGAAAAUCACAAAAAUGUCCACAAAGCUAUUGAGGAAUUUGAAUCUAGCCUUAAAGAAGCAAAAAUCAGUGAGAUUCAAAUGACAGCCCCUCUUAAACUCAGUUAUGCAGAAAAAUUGCACAAACUGGAGAGUCAGUAUGCAAAACUUCUGAACACCUCAAGAAAUCAGGAGAGGCACCUAGAGACUCUUCACAGUUUUGUGUCCCGUGCUACCAGAGAGCUGAUAUGGCUGAAUGAAAAAGAAGAGGAAGAGGUUGCAUAUGAUUGGAGUGACAGAAACACCAAUAUAGCAAGAAAAAAGGAAUAUCAUGCAGAAUUAAUGAGAGAACUUGAUCAAAAAGAAGAAGUUAUUAAAUCCGUUCAAGAAAUAGCUGAACAAUUGCUUCUUGAAAAUCACCCAGCCAGGCUAACCAUUGAGGCCUAUAGAGCUGCAAUGCAGACACAGUGGAGCUGGAUUCUGCAGCUCUGUCAUUGUGUUGAACAACAUUUGAGAGAAAAUGCUGCAUAUUUCGAGUUUUUCAAUGAUGCCAAAGAGGCCAUGGACUAUUUAAAGAAUCUAAAGGAUGCCAUAUACCGAAAAUACAGUUGUGAUAGAUCCAGCAGCCUUCAUAGGCUGGAAGACCUUGUCCAGGAAUCAAUGGAAGAAAAAGAGCAGCUCUUACAGUAUAAGAGCACAGUGGCAGGCCUUGUGGGAAGAGCAAAGGCAAUAAUUCAGCUGAAGCCAAGGAAUCCGGACUGUCUACUCAAAACAUCCAUCCCAAUUAAAGCCAUCUGUGACUAUAGACAAAUUGAGAUAACUAUUUACAAAGACGAUGAAUGUGUGUUAGCAAACAACUCGCAUCGUGCUAAAUGGAAAGUCAUUAGCCCGAGUGGUAACGAAGCCAUGGUUCCAUCUGUGUGCUUUACAGUUCCUCCACCAAACAAAGAAGCAAUAGAUACAGCCAACAGGAUUGAGCAGCAGUUCCAGAACGUUCUGGCCCUGUGGCACGACUCUCACGUGAACAUGAAGAGCGUGGUCUCCUGGCGGUACCUCACGAGCGCCAUUGAGGCGGUGCGCGCGGGCAACGUGGCCUCGAUAAAAACAAUGUUGCCAGGUGAACAUCAGCAGGUAUUAAGCAAUCUGCAGUCCCGCUUUGAUGACUUUGUGGAAGAUAGCCAGGAGUCCAAAAUCUUUACCAGCUCCGAUACAGCCCAGUUGGAAAGGGAGGUUAAUGUUUGCAAGCAGUACUAUGAAGAACUUCUGAAAUCUGCAGAAAGAGAGGAGCAUGAGGAAUCUAUUUAUAAUCUUUACAUCUCAGAAGUCAGAAAUAUCAGACUUCGCCUGGAGAGCUGUGAGGAGCGGUUGAUCCGGCAGAUCAGAACCCCAAUGGAAAGGGAUGAUCUACAUGAAAGUGUGUUUAGGAUUUCAGAGCAAGAGAAACUGAAGAAAGAACUGGAUGGACUCAAAGAUGACUUGGGAGUGAUCACAGAUAAAUGCGAAGAAUUUUUCAGUCAAGCUGCUGGUUUACCUUCAGUCCCAACUCUGCGCUCUGAACUCAAUGUUGUCAUUCAGAAUAUGAACCAAGUUUAUUCCAUGUCUUCCAUUUACAUAGAUAAAUUAAAAACAGUAAAUUUGGUACUUAAGAACACCCAAGGAGCAGAAUCACUAGUAAAGCUUUAUGAAACUAAGCUCUGUGAAGAAGACACAGUGACUGCUGACAAAAAUAGUAUUGAGAAUUUAAUGGGCACAUUAAAGCAAUGGAGAUCCGAAGUAGAUGAGAAGAGAGAAGUAUUCCAUGCCUUAGAGGAUGAGCUGCAGAAGGCAAAGAUGAUCAGUGAUCAAAUGUUUAAAAUGCACAAGGAACGUGAUCUUGACUUCGACUGGCACAAAGAAAAAGCUGAUCAGUUAGCUGAGAGGUGGCACAAUAUUCAUUCUCAAAUUGAAAAUAGGCUGCGUGACUUAGAAGGUAUUAAUAAAUCUCUAAAAUACUACAAAGAUACUUACAAUUCAUUGGAUACUUGGAUUCAGCAAGUGGAAGAUACUCAGAGAAAGAUUCAAGAAAUUCACCCUGAAAAUAGCAAAGCAUUGGCUAAACAACUGAACCAACAUAAGAUGUUGGUUUCUGAGAUUGAAAUGAAGCAAAGCAAGAUAGACGAAUGCCAGAAAUAUUCAGAACAGUACUCGGCUGCUGUGAAGGACUAUGAGUUGCAGACUAUGACCUAUAGAGCUAUGGUCGACUCCCAGCAAAAGUCUCCAGUGAAGCGCCGAAGAAUGCAAAGCUCAUCAGACUUCAUUAUUCAGGAGUUCAUGGACCUACGGACUCGUUAUACUGCCUUAGUGACCUUGAUGACCCAGUACAUUAAGUUUGCAGGGGACUCUCUGAAAAGACUGGAAGAGGAGGAGAUUUUAAAGAAUAAGGAAGCCUCAGUGCGUGAAGCAUAUUCAGUUCUAACGGCACAGCAAAACAGCACAAUUGAUGAGAACAGAAAACUCAUAGGAAAGAUAAAAACUCUUGAGGAGAUGUUGGAGGAUGUGAAGAAACAGAAGUUCCAGGUGGAACAGGAACUCCCUAAACUGAGGGAAGCUGCCGAAAAGGAGCAGAAGAAACUGCAAAAGGACAUGCAAGAGAUCUGUCUUCAAAAGAAUAAAGCUGAGCAAGAGGCAAAACAGUGCCGUAUAGAUCGAGAGGGCCUCGAGAAAGAGAAAGCAGAGGCAAAGCAGGAGUUGGAGCAUGUGAAGCAGCUCAUUCUCCAGGCAGAGACUCAAAGGAGUGUAUUGGAAGAAAACCUUCGGGCUUUUCGAAAUCAAAUAGAAGAAAGCACCUUCACUAGAAGAAACCUUGAAGAGCAUCUAAGAAGAAAAGACACAAAUCUUCAUGAUUUAGAGCAACAAAAAAAAUGCUUAAUCCAGGAGCUGAAGAACAAAACAGAAGGAGAAGAGAAGCUUAUGAAAAUAAUAAAGCAAAUGGAACAAGAUCUUGAAUUUAAAGGAUAUUUAUCAGAAAUAAAGUUGCAAGAAAAAGAGAAGACUGAAGCCAGAAGAAAGGUUGUUGAAGGCGGGUAUUGUGUAACUUGCGAAACUGUCCUGCCUACUUACAGCCAAUGUAGGACUGAUUCUGAAAUUGCAGGCUUCCAGAAUAAACAAGAAGCAAAAAAAGUAGAAGAGCUGAGACAGAAGAUAGAUGAGCUAGCUCUUGCCAACAGAAAAGCUGAUAAAACCAUUAAAGAUCUGAAAUAUGAACUGAAUGCAAUUGAGCUUCAGAAAUCAUCAGCAGAAGAAAAGUCUAAUUUAUUAAAAGAAAAAUUAGAUGAAGCCAACAGUGCGCUUAAGUGCCUAAAAAUUAAGUUGGAGGACAAAGACCAAGUAGAGCAGGGAUAUUUGCAACAACUGAAAGAGCUGGAAAAGCAGCUGCACAGAACAACGGAUAAAGCUGAUGAGGUGAUGCAAGAAGCUAUAGAUCUUAAGAAAAUUAAGAUGAACUAUCAGGAGGAGCUGAAAUCUGCCCAGCAGGAGAAAACCCAACUGAAAAGAGAAAUAGAGGAAUUAACUAGAUCGCAGGCAAAAACUGAAAUCACAAUAAGCCAGUUAAAUUCACAAAUCAGUUCACUUCAGAAGGAGAAAGUGGCAGCUGAAUACAGAACACAGUCAUGCAAAGGAGAAGCAAGCAAUCUUCAAGAGCAGUAUAAGAACAUUCAGGAACAAUUGCUUCACAAAACAAAAGCAGAGAAGGAAAACCAGCAGGAAAUUCUGAUGUUGAAAGAUAAAUUAGUCAGAAGCACUCAGGCAUCAGAAACACUGAAGCAAAAGAUAGAGGAGCUUAAUAAAUGGAAUACUGACACAAAACUACUCAUGAAACAAAUUCAAAUGGAAUCAGAGAAGAUAAAUCUGGAAAAGCAAAGUAUUCAGAGGAAAAACGAUGCAUUGAAAACACUAGCAGAUGGUUUCAAAGAGCAACUGCGUACAACAAAUGAACAGUUGCACAAGCAAACAAUAAUUGAGCAAGAAUUCAUAUGUAAAGUCAAAAGCCUGGAGGAUGAGCUAGCAAAAACGAAAGCCUUAGUCAAUGAAUAUAAACAAAAUUAUGAUAAACAAAAUGCUUCCACCCUAACCAUUAGCCUGGAGGUUAAAAAUCUAAAUGCACAAGUGAAUGCUCUAACUAUGGAAAAGACAGUGAAUGAGCAGAAAAUACGACUGCAGCAAGCUCACGUUCAAGAGCUAACUAGUAAACUUAAAAAAUUACAGGAUGAACUCCACCAGAAGACUCUGGAUGAACAAAUGGCACGUAAAAAGAUGGUUCUGUUUCAGGAAGAAUCCAUUAAGUUUAAACACUCUGCAGAGGAAUUUAGGAAAAAAGUGGAAAAAUUACUAGAAUCCCAUAGCAUCACAGAAAAAGACAUUUCUGGCAUAAAACUGGAAUGUGUCGAAAAAAAGAUGCAAGUUGAAGAUCUGCAAGAAAGGCUUAAAAAGUGUCGUGAGCAGCUGCAGCAGGGGAAGCAUGCUGAGAUGGACUAUCUGCAGAAGUGCAGGAAGCUGGAGGAGGACUUGGAAGUGCAGAAGCGCAUGGUGGAGAGCUUGAAACAGAAAAUGGACCUGCAGUCGAGGGAGGGCGAACACAGAUUUCUAUUGUUUCAGAAAGAAGUUCAGCAAAAUAAUGAUAUCAAAGAUUCUGGAUUUAAAUUGAGCUGCGAGAGAAGAGGAAAUGAUUUCAGUUACCUGACUGACACCUCAGCUAGAGAUUUUGAGCAGCUCCAUACGCGUGCAAAGCCUAAUUCACCUUUGUUAAGGCAGAAACAAGAGAGAUCAGGUUUUAAAUCUGGUCAAACAGAGGAAAAUACAGUGUACGUGAGUGCUGACGAUACAGUACCAAGAGAGGUGCAGUUCCAGCUGUCAAGAAUAAACCAAUCCCUGGAAGAAGAUGCAAGUCCACAGUCUUUUACGGAGUUUGUUUCUCAGACAAGCACGCAGUUCCAGAUCACUUUUGAUAAAGCAAGCCAAAUUACUGGCGUAUCAGAAAUAGACAAACUGAGAGACGUGAACCUACAUAGUUCCAGGCAAACUAUUAGGUGUGGAGAAGACAUGAAGCAUGAAUUAGGAUUAGUAAAACUGCAUCCUUUGGAGAGAGCGAAGAACAAGCAGUAUGACAUGCAUGUUGAAGUUACAACAUUAAAACAAGAAAAUGACAAGACUUUUGGUAAUGAAGAGAGAAUGUUUGAGGGAUGCAAAACAUCUGAAGGGUUUAGGAGAGAAGACUUUGCAAACAUGAGUUCUUUCUUAGGGGAAGAGAUUCUGAAAACUGUCAAUGAUGCUACUCAGUUGGAAUAUUUUAUGGGGGAGCAUGAUGAUAUUAAAUUUCAGGGUCUCAGACAUGAUGUAACAGCCAGACAGUUAGUUGAAGUUAAACUUCUGGACAGGCUCACUGUUGAGCAGCUCUGCUCAGGGCAGAAGACUGUUGAUGAGGUUCAGAAAAGUCUCGAAAACUUUCUAACCAAACCUACAGCUAUAGCUGGACUGUACCUUGAAUCGAGCAAAGAAAUCGUCUCUUUUGCUGUAGCAGCAAAGAGAAAACUCAUAGGAAAAGCAUUAGCACUAGCAUUUUUAGAAGCCCAAGCAGCUACUGGUUUCAUCAUUGAUCCCACAACGGGUCAGAAAUUCUCUGUCGAUGAUUCACUUGUUAGAGGGCUUGCAGAUAACGAAUUCAGGAGUAGAUUGCUUGAGGCAGAAAAGGCUGUUUUGGGAUAUUACUGUUCUGGUAAAGUAAUAUCUGUGUAUCAGGCUAUGGAAGCUAGACUCCUAGAAAGACAAAAAGGCAAAAAUAUCCUUGAAGCCCAAAUUGCGAGUGGAGGAGUCAUUGAUCCUGUAAGAAGUGUUCGGGUCCCUCCAGAAAUCGCAGUGCAGCUUGGUUUGAUUAGUAACACAGUUUUAAAAUUUUUGCACGAACCUUCUAGUAAUGCAAAAUGUUUUCACAAUCCAAAUGACAGGAAAGCUAUGUACUACUCUGAUUUGCUGAAAAUGUGUGUGUUCAGCAUAAACAGUAAAUGUUUUCUGCUUCCAGUUGGGGAAAGGAAAAUAAGCAGCCCAUCAGCAGAUAAAAGUCAUAAAAUUUCUGUAGUAGACAUCAAAACAGGGGCUGAAAUGACCGCAUAUGAGGCUUACCAAAAAAAAGGUGUUGAUAAAACCACAUAUCUUGAACUUUCAAAACAGGAAUUUGAUUGGAAAGAGUCUACGUGUUUUGAUUCCGAUGGGAAUUCUUUUCUUUUACUUACGGAUCUUAAAACUGGUGUACAGUUUAAUAUUGAGGAGGCCUUAAAACAGGGUAGAAUUGAGAAAGCAUUAGUUGAUAGAUAUAAGGAAGGUCUCAUCACAGCUAUUGAGUUUGGCGAUAUUUUAGCUAGCAGUUCUCAAACAAAUAAAGAUCUAAACAGUCCUAUUGCAGGGUUUUGGCUCUCUGAAACCAAUGAAAGAAUUCCAGUUUUAAAAGCCUCACGCAAAAACUUGGUAGAUAGAAUUACUGCUCUCCGGUGUCUUGAAGCUCAGAUCAGUACAGGAGGCAUAACUGAUCCGUUCACUGGGAAGAGGUACAGUAUUUCAGAAGCUUUGCAAAGGGAAUUAAUUGAUGAUGGUUGUGCCAAGCAAAUUCAGCAGUGUGAGCUGGUCUUUACUGGGAUCAUUCACCCUGUAAGGAAGACAGCCAUGUCGGCUAUCGAAGCCAUGAAUGUAAAUGUGCUGGACAAAGAAACGGGUGGUCGCUGCCUGGAGUACCAGUACUUGACUGGGGGGCUGAUAGAUCCAAAAUCUCAUUCCAGGUUAUCAAUGGAAGAGGCAAUUAAGAAUGGUGUUAUCGAUGCUAUCACGGCUACAAAGCUGAAAGAUGAAAAACUGUAUGUUAAAUUUAUAACAUGUCCCAAAACAAAGAAGAAGUUAACCUACAAAGAGGCUUUAGAGAGAGCCAUUUUUGACUGCCACACUGGGCUGCGCCUGUUAGAAGCCGCUCAGCCUUUGAAGACGGGAAUUUCCAGUCUUUACUUUGCUUCGUAA
This is a messenger RNA of Tinamus guttatus (white-throated tinamou), 7953 nucleotides long. Lineage: Eukaryota; Metazoa; Chordata; Aves; Tinamiformes; Tinamidae. The record is from RefSeq and is a predicted model, not a curated record.